CAUAACCUAUGGCGGAUCGAUUUUGCUUCCGUAUCAAUAGCAUUUUAAAUGCCUCAAAAUUGGUGACAUUUGGUGGAAUUUAAUACAUAGGGUAGUGUAUCCGGUUGUGGGCAGUCACCGGUUGUGGGCACCCCCAAUUUUUUUUUGACAGAUUCCAAAAAUGGCGAAUCUGAGUAUGAGCGAUUGUGUAUUUUGACAGUCCAUCACUUUCUGCUACAACACCGAAGUGAAAAGACGCGUUUGUUGAUGUUUUACGAAAAUCGGAAAAAAAAUUGGCUAAAAAUUUACUUUGAGAAGAUUUCAGAUUUUUUUUUGAAGUGUUAUAAAGUGAAGUGAUAAACAUCAAAAAGGUGAGUUUUAUGCAUAUAAGUGUAGGAUUUUCGAUAAAUUAUAUGAAUCAACACCGUAUCCGAGCAUUUGUUGAUCACCGAAAAAUUUUUAUGCUCACUUUCAAAAUGGUUGCCAUUCCCGGUUGUGGGCACCCGUUUGUAUCCGGUUGUGGGCACUCUUUGUUUUCGCUUGAAACACAUGUUUUUGAGCUAGAGAGUGCUAUAUAUCGUGGUUUUUGUUAUUUGUUUGGGUUUUUAAUUCAUUUUUAUGGAUUUUUAGCCAUGUCAACUGCGAAAAAGUCAACUGAACCGAAAGCAAUUGAUGUAAAUGCCCUGGUAAAGGCCAUUAAGGAUUGCUUGAUCGACAAGAUGCAAAUCAAAACGACUGCACGGUCCCAUGAUCUUCCUCGUAGCAGUUUGCAACGCUAUCUGAAGAAAGUUGAAGAAAAUUAUGAAGACCUCUCAGCCGUAGCAGAUGAUGAAUUGACGGAAUUUGUUCGUGACUGCGGUCAACGUACGCCAUCUAAUAUGGUUUUCACCACUGCCCAAGAAAAGGAACUUGUCGACUACAUUUUGAAAUGCGUGAACCAUUAUUAUGGCCUGAGCAUAACCGAGUUGCGUGAAUUGGCUUAUCAGCUUGUCAAGAAACUCGCCGUCGACUAUCCGGCGAAUUGGGAUGAAGAAAUGAUGGCUGGUCGUCAUUGGUAUUACAAUUUUAUGCGCCACCACCGUCAGCUUGUGUUGCGUACACCCGAACAAACGUCGCUCAAUCGUGCAAAAGCGUUUAGCAAGACCAACGUCGAUAAAUUUUGCAAAAAUUGCGAUACUGAUUUGGACGACGAAGAAAGUGAUGAAUAAUUUGAAAAAAGUGCCAUUUUCUAUUGUCAUUUUUGCCCCUGAA
Messenger RNA from Sitodiplosis mosellana (orange wheat blossom midge), 1230 nucleotides. RefSeq lists its product as uncharacterized. The coding region runs from base 360 to 1187 and encodes 275 amino acids. The transcript has 2 exons. NCBI's taxonomy places the organism in Eukaryota, Metazoa, Arthropoda, Insecta, Diptera, Cecidomyiidae. The record is from RefSeq and is a predicted model, not a curated record.